CUUGAUGGAUUUUGUGACAGCCCUGACUAAACUCCAAGAGGCGUCUAGCUGUCCCAUCUGUCUGGAGUACUUGAAAGACCCAGUGACCAUCAACUGUGGGGACAACUUCUGUCGCUCCUGCCUCAGUAUAUCCUGGAAGGAUCUAGAUGAUACCUUUCCCUGUCCUGUUUGCCGUUUUUGCUUUCCAUACAAGAGCUUCAGGAAGAACCCCCAGCUCCGUAAUUUCACUGAAAUUGCUGAACAACUCCAGAUUAGGAGGAGCAAGAGAAAGAGACAGAAAGAGAUUGCCAUGUGUGAAAAGCACAAUCAUUUUCUGUCCCUCUUUUGUGUGAAGGAUCUGGAGAUCUUAUGUAUACAGUGCAGUUUCUCCGCUAAACACCGGAAGCACUACAUUUGCCCUGUUAAGAAAGCUGCCCCUUAUCACAGAGAAAUUCUAGAAGGUAGCCUUGAGCCCUUGAAGAAAAAUAUAAAACGAGUUGAAAAAACGAUAAUUCUGCAAAGCAGCAAGUCAGUGGAGCUGAAAAAGAAGGUAGAAUAUAAGAGGGAAGAAAUAAAUUCUGAGUUUGAGCAAAUUAGAUUGUUUUUACAGAAUGAGCAAGAGGCUAUUCUUAGGCAGAUACAAGAUGAAGAGAUGGACAUUUUAGCAAAACUAAAUGAAAACCUUGUAAAAUUUUCAGAUUAUGUUUCUACUUUAAAACAUCUACUGAGGGAAGUAGAGGGCAAGUCUGUGCAGUCAAACCUGGAAUUACUGACACAGGUUAAGAGUAUACACAACAGGUAUCAAAACCUAAAACGCCCUGACCUCUUUUCAUUUAGAUUAACAAAAUAUGGUGUCAGUCUUCCUCCUCAAUACUCUGGCUUGGACAGAAUUAUCAAGCCAUUUCAAGUAGAUGUGAUUCUAGAUCUUGACACAGCACAUCCUCAACUUAUUGUCUCUGAGGAUAGAAAAGCUGUGCGAUAUGGAAGAACAAAACCAAACAUUUCUUACAACCCAAGGAGAUUUUAUGCCUGCCCUGCUGUCCUGGGGUCUCAGAGAUUUUGUUCUGGCCGACAUUACUGGGAGGUAGAAGUGGGAAACAAGCCUAAAUGGAUACUGGGUGUGUGUCAAGACUGUCUUCUUAGGAACUGGCAGGAUCAGCCAUCAGUUGUGGCUGGAUUCUGGGCAAUUGGGCGAUAUAUGAAGAGUGGUUAUGUUGUGUCAGGUCCUAAGACAACCCGGCUUCUGCCAGUAGUAAAUCCCAGUAAGAUUGGUAUUUUUCUGGACUAUGAAUUGGGUGAUCUUUCCUUUUAUAAUAUGAAUGACAGGUCUGUUCUCUAUACUUUUAAUGAUUCUUUCACAGAAGCUGUUUGGCCUUAUUUCUAUACUGGAACAGAUUCCAAACCUCUUAAAAUCUGUUCAGUAUCAGAUACUGAAGGAUAAAGAACUGGUUAAUGAGUCU
Saimiri boliviensis boliviensis (Bolivian squirrel monkey) is the source of this 1439-nucleotide messenger RNA. Its product is annotated as tripartite motif-containing protein 60. The record is from RefSeq and is a predicted model, not a curated record. NCBI's taxonomy places the organism in Eukaryota, Metazoa, Chordata, Mammalia, Primates, Cebidae. Gene Ontology annotation, molecular function: zinc ion binding; protein binding.